CCUUGAUGGACCAUCCAACGGCAAGGGCGCCAGCAGAUCUCGUCUCGGACCUGCAACAGCACCCACGAUCACCGCCCUGUGCCACGUCGUGUGGGUUGCAGUCCGCCUAGAAGCUCAGCGCUCCUCCAAUCGAGGAUACGUCGGCAGCGCUUGCUCCAAGCAGCAUGGAUGGCUGCAAACAUGUCGCAGAGCGAAAAAGGCCGGAGCAUGUAAACCGCCCAGUAAAGUUGCGGGGGCGGGACGCCGGUGCAUUAGCUGAACGUGGGGGAAGUGAGGGGUCGCUCGUCCGCGACUUGGACUCGCACCUUAAUCCGUCGCAUCUUGAGGCCUCUCGAACAGAUCCUCUCUUUGCCAUAGGCAGGAUGUCUCUCGCGUCCGCGUCUGUUUGACCUGCGGCGUCACAUCCCGCAUCGGACAUCCAGCUUAGCACAUGCCAUUAGCUGAGUCAAUUUGUCUUGAGGGUGGAGGGGCGCGAUAUCGCUUUCCGUCUAUCUCGGAGUGUCGUUCCUGGAGAGCCGGCCCAAACGUGCAACCUUCUACCCGUCGUGGCGACUUCGACAUCGGACGUAGCUAACAAUGCAAUGCGGGGGAUACUUGGUUGGUAUAUAACCUUUGUCGGCCGUCGCGUUUGUGUACUUGUUCGUUAUGUCCAGAUCCUCUCGCUCCGACCUCAGGCUUUCUGAAAUAGUCGGCUGCUUCCCAUCCUUUUCCAAAACGUUCGCGCCGUAUUGAACCAUCCUUUGCUCAAUAUUGUCCCUCCGCCAUGGCUCCUUCUGCAAUCGAGAAGAUCACGUCGACGGUGUCCUCCUUCGCGUCUGAUAGACUCCGCAUCCUUGUUCCUGAGAAGGUUUCUUCAGAUGGCCUUGCCCUGCUGAAAGACAAAUACGAUGUUGACAACCGCGCGGGGUUGUCUCCCGAAGAGCUCAUCGAAGCGAUCCCCAACUACCACGCACUGAUUGUACGGUCUGAGACGAAAGUGAAUGCGGAUGUGCUUGCUGCCGGCAGAAAGCUCCGCGUUGUCGCACGAGCCGGCGUGGGCGUGGACAACAUUGACGUCGACGCAGCGACAAAUCAGGGUAUCAUUGUCGUCAACUCGCCUUCUGGCAACAUCGUUGCUGCUGCUGAGCACACGAUUGCCCUCCUCCUCGCCACGGCUCGCAAUGUCGGCCGCGCAGAUACCACAAUGAAGGAUGGGAAGUGGGAGAGAGGCAAGCUUGUUGGUGUCGAAGUUGGCAAUAAGACCCUCGGUAUCAUCGGCCUCGGAAAGGUGGGAAUGAAGGUUGCCCGAAUGGCCAUAGGCCUCGGCAUGAAAGUGAAGGCGGUCGAUCCGUAUGCCAGUGCAGAGAUUGCCGGUCAAGCCAACGUCGAGCUGGUAGCUGACCUCAAGAGUCUGUUGCCGAUUGUAGACUUCUUGACCAUUCACACUCCGCUGAUGGCGAGUACACUCGACUUGCUGAGAGAAGAAGAAUUCCAGCAGAUGAAGAAGACUGCCAGAGUCCUCAAUGUUGCGAGAGGCGGCGUAUACAACGAGGCAGCGCUUCUUCGUGCGUUGGAUGAGGGAUGGAUCGCCGGAGCUGGUCUCGAUGUCUUCACGGCAGAGCCACCAGUCGCUGAGUCGACAGCCUCGCAGCUGACCCGGCACCCCAAGGUGGUCGCCACCCCUCACCUGGGAGCCUCUACUAUCCUCCGCGGUGGAUUGCCAACAGCAGCCGUCAAUGCACCAUUGAUCAUGCCGGAGGAGUAUCGCAAGUUGCAACCGUUUGUGCGUCUUAUCGAAAAGAUGGGCGGGCUAUAUACGCAGCACUUUGUCGGUAGUCGAGGUGGUAUGAUUGGUGGCCGGAAAUUCGAGCUCAUCUAUCAGGGCGACCUGGCGGGCAUCUCCAACACACGACCAUUGUACGCCGCGCUGGUAAAGGGACUCGUCUCAUCCAUCAGCGACUCAGGCGGCCGAGAUGUCAACAUCGUGAAUGCCAGCCUGACGGCUAAGGAGAAAGGCAUCAUCAUCAGCGAGACGCACAGCGGAGAAGCGAAGAACGCAGUGUAUGCCAGCUUGGUGACGCUCCGAUCACACGGCGCAGAUGGCGAGCAGGUCAUCGAGGGAUACGUGUCGGGGCAGAGCAUCUACAUCUCGAAGCUAGACCGAUUCAGCGCAACUUUCCAGCCGCACGGAACGAUGUUGGUGCUGCACAACUAUGACGAGCCGGGCAAGAUUGGCGGUGUCGGUAUGGUGCUGGGCCAGCAUGGGAUCAACAUCACCUUUAUGCAGGUGGCCAGCUUGGACGGCGAGGAGAGGAGGGCAGAAGGAGGCAAUGAGGCAUUGAUGAUACUGGGCGUUAGGGGAGAGAUAAGCGGGAAAGUGGUGGACGACUUGCAGCGAGAAGAGGGUAUCUUGAACGUGAGCUUGGUGAGGUUGUGA
Colletotrichum scovillei is the source of this 2416-nucleotide messenger RNA. Its product is annotated as phosphoglycerate dehydrogenase. Gene Ontology annotation, molecular function: NAD binding; phosphoglycerate dehydrogenase activity. The transcript is spliced from 2 exons. Gene Ontology annotation, biological process: L-serine biosynthetic process. Lineage: Eukaryota; Fungi; Ascomycota; Sordariomycetes; Glomerellales; Glomerellaceae. The record is from RefSeq and is a predicted model, not a curated record. The coding region runs from base 764 to 2416 and encodes 550 amino acids.